Messenger RNA from Rhagoletis zephyria (snowberry fruit fly), 691 nucleotides. RefSeq lists its product as uncharacterized. The record is from RefSeq and is a predicted model, not a curated record. NCBI's taxonomy places the organism in Eukaryota, Metazoa, Arthropoda, Insecta, Diptera, Tephritidae.
AUGGAGAAUUGCAAACCAAUUUCAACGCCAAGUGAUGUUAAUCACAAAUUAUCGCUGAGUGACUAUGACGAAGAAUUAGUUGGCGGGCCUUACCAGGAAGCUGUAGGAAGCCUGUUAUAUUUAGCACAAGGCGUAAUUUACUGCAACGAUCUUAGAGGACUACAGGAAGACUACAUACUUUCGGAAUUAGAUACGCAAAACGUAAUUGAAGUUAAGAAAAUCCUAAAGAAAUCCGACUACGAACUCAUUGAAACGGGAUUGAUAAUACUCACAUUCGAAACAACAAAUCUACCAUCAGAGAUAAGAAUCGGUUAUGAAAAGGUCAACGUUUGGCCCUACAUUCCUCUACCACUCAAAUGCAAUAAUUGUCUAAGGUAUGGGCAUACAGCAAAAAUCUGCAAAGCUGAAAGAACAUGCGCAAAUUGUGCAAGCAAUUAUCACUUGAACGACGAUAUGGAAGAGAAAUGCAAAAACGAGGAGGCUUGCAUAAACUGCAUUAGACAACUACAACAACCCACCAACCACAUCGCCACUGACAAAAAAUGUCCCAUCUUCCUCAAACAAAAAGAAAUACAAGCGAUUAAAACUACACUCAAAAAAGACUACAAAGGUGCGCUAGCCAUCUACAACGAAAGACACCAACACAAUCAGCAACCAUACUCAACAAUAGUAAGAAAUAAUCCCAACACAA